AUGUCAACAAGAUCUGAAUGUAGGAAACCCUUUGAAAAGAAAUUUAAGGAAACUCAACAAGGUGAAAGGCCAUUUAUAUGUCAAGAAUGUGAGAAAUCUUUUGUUAGACAAGGACAUCUUGUUGAACAUCAGAGAAUCCACACAGGAGAGAAGCCAUAUUCUUGUCCGGAAUGUGAAAAGUGUUUUAGUAACAAAUCAAAUCUUAGUAAACAUCAGAGAAGUCAUACAGAAGAAAAGCCGUUUACAUGUCCUGAAUGUGAGAAGAGUUUUAGUCUGAAAACAAAUCUUGUAGAUCAUCAGAAAAUUCACACAGGAGAGAAGCCAUUUUCAUGCUCAGAAUGUGAUCAGUGUUUUAGACACAAAUUAAGUCUUGUUCAACAUCAGAGAACUCACACAGGAGAGAAGCCAUAUUCAUGUCCUGAAUGUGAUAAGUGUUUUAGUCAGAUAUCAACUCUUAAUAAACAUCAGAGAAUUCACACAGGAGAAAAGCCAUUUUUAUGUAUUCAAUGUAAGAAAUGCUUUAGUCUGAAAUCACAUCUUGUUCAACAUCAGAGAAGUCACACAGGAGAGAAGCCAUUUUCAUGUCCUGAAUGUGAGAAGUGCUUUAGUCAUAAAUCAAGUCUUGUUAAACAUCAGAGAUUCCACACAGGGGAAAGACCAUAUUCAUGUUCUGAAUGUGAGAAGUGCUUUAGUCAUAAAUUUGGUCUCGUUAAACAUCAGAGAUUUCAUACAGGGGAAAAGCCAUUUAUAUGUCCUAAGUGUGAAAAGAGUUUCAGUCUGAAAAGAAAUCUUGUAGAUCAUCAAAAAAUUCACACAGGGGAGAAGCCAUUUUCAUGCUCAGAAUGUGAAAAGUGUUUUAGCCAGAAAUCCAUACUUAUUCGCCAUCAGAGAAUUCACACAGGAGAGAAGCCAUAUUCAUGUACUGAAUGUAAGAAAUGUUUUAGUGAGAGAUCACAUCUUGUUCGACAUCAGAAAAUUCACACAUAA
This is a messenger RNA of Bufo gargarizans (Asiatic toad), 987 nucleotides long. Its product is annotated as gastrula zinc finger protein XlCGF52.1-like. The record is from RefSeq and is a predicted model, not a curated record. NCBI's taxonomy places the organism in Eukaryota, Metazoa, Chordata, Amphibia, Anura, Bufonidae. Gene Ontology annotation, biological process: regulation of transcription by RNA polymerase II. Gene Ontology annotation, molecular function: RNA polymerase II cis-regulatory region sequence-specific DNA binding; DNA-binding transcription factor activity, RNA polymerase II-specific. The transcript has a single exon. The coding region runs from base 1 to 987 and encodes 328 amino acids.